AUGAGCUUUCUCCCGGGUCGGUUGACCACGAUGUCCCUCUUCUUUAUCCUCUCGUUGGGUAGUAUCCCCCACGCGACGGCGUCGUACCUCUCCUCCGGGGCGAGGCCGAUCCCGACCAUCACGGAAGCCCACCUACUUCCUCGGGCCACGGAAAGCUUCACUGCCGUGUCAGAGUGUCAUAAGCACAGCACCGCAGUAUACUGCAUGUACGGCGCGACGGAACUUCAAGUGGUGGUGCCGGCAACGAUAACCGGAGAACUUCCACCCACUUACACCGACUGCCAUAGCCACGGCUCUGACUCAUACUGCGUUGGACCAGAUGGAAAUGAUGUCCAAGUCCUCAGCCUACCUAGCAGCAGCUCUGAAUCUGGUGACUCCUCGGGAUCCGAAACAAAUAGUGAUUCUCAAGAUGAAAGCGCGGGACUGAACUGUCACUUUCACGCGGGUGUCGAACACUGCGUCGGCGAGGGACAGGGCGAAGGAUCGGCUAGUCCUGUAUCAUGCUUGCGCCGAGAUCGAGAGUACAACGUCCCCCUUCGUAUCGGCCUACUCUUCGUCAUACUCGUUACUAGUUUCAUCGGUGUUGUCGCACCUAUAUUCCUCAAGCCGGUGUUGUCCUCGAAGUUCGAAAUAGUCUUCAUUAUCCUCAAGCAAUUUGGUACUGGCGUGAUCAUCGCAACAGCGUUUGUCCAUCUCUUCACUCACGCGCAACUCAUGUUCACCAAUGAGUGCAUUGGUACAAUCGAGUACGAGGCAGUGACUGCUGCCAUCGUCAUGGCCGGAUUGUUCCUAUCGUUCGUAGUCGAAACGGCCAGCCAUCGCAUCGCCCAGAAAUUCCGGGACAGGUCUCGGUACAAUGACGACAUCGUUGGCGUUGCCGUGCUCGAGGCCGGUAUCAUAUUCCAUUCGCUGCUUAUCGGUCUUACUCUAGUAGUUGCUGGGGACAGCUUCUUCAUCACUCUGUUCAUUGUCAUUCUGUUCCACCAGAUGUUCGAAGGCAUCGCUCUCGGAACACGCAUUGCCUCCAUCGGGGACCGAGCUAAGGGUGCGAGAGAGGGCGCCGCUCAUGUGCUGGCGACGGCAGGAAAAGACGCUUCCGAGCAGGGGCAAGAAGCUACGGCUGCGGAUGGCAACGCAGAUUCCGUAGACGAAGGCAAAAAUUGGAAAUCCCUGUCGCUGACCAAGAAACUGAUCAUGGCCAGCGCCUUCGCCGUGAUAACCCCUAUCGGCAUGGCGAUCGGGAUCGGGGUUCUCAACCAAUUCAACGGCAACGACCCGCAGACGUUGAUCGCCCUGGGCACCCUGGACGCGCUGUCUGCUGGUAUCCUCGUCUGGGUUGGCGUUGUGGAGAUGUGGGCGGCAGACUGGAUGUUUGACGGCGAACUGGCACACGCCGGACCUGUCGUCACGGCUCUCGCCGGACUCGGCCUUAUCGCGGGCAUGGUUCUGAUGAGUUUCCUGGGCAAAUGGGCAUAA
This is a messenger RNA of Durotheca rogersii, 1476 nucleotides long. RefSeq names its product Zip-domain-containing protein. The coding region runs from base 1 to 1476 and encodes 491 amino acids. The record is from RefSeq and is a predicted model, not a curated record. Gene Ontology annotation, molecular function: zinc ion transmembrane transporter activity. NCBI's taxonomy places the organism in Eukaryota, Fungi, Ascomycota, Sordariomycetes, Xylariales, Xylariaceae. The transcript has 7 exons. Gene Ontology annotation, cellular component: plasma membrane. Gene Ontology annotation, biological process: zinc ion transmembrane transport.